Molecule: messenger RNA, 810 nt
Organism: Penicillium soppii
Lineage: Eukaryota; Fungi; Ascomycota; Eurotiomycetes; Eurotiales; Aspergillaceae
Exons: 3
Coding region: 1-810 (269 amino acids)
Source: RefSeq, a predicted model, not a curated record
AUGGAUUCAUCAAUCAAAUAUCUCACCGAUCUUGAAGGAACACAGGUCAAGUUUGAUGCUGUUGCGGAACCACCGUUCAACUUCCCCGCCCAGACAUCGAUAAUACUUGAGAAGCUCGGAGAAGAUUCGAAUCGCCUGACGAAGGAAGACAUCGCCGCGGAGCUCGGGCCUUCAGACACCGCCGGGAAGUUCCUAUGCCAACCUGCCAGUGAGGAAGACCACAACAGGCGUGCAUUUUUGCGCAUUUACCAACAGCUUCCUAUAGCCGGAACUGAAACGAAGAAGGCCGCCAUACGGGCUAGCCAGGCCGUCGACUCCCCUCCCGACAACCUAGAACUGAACGCUUUCCGGGUAUUCACAAAGCUGGACUGUGACGUCGUUCCUCGGCUGCUGGGCUAUCAACAGCGCCAGCAAGACCACGACGAGGGUGUUCCUGGGGGGCACAUUACGUAUAUUCUAUGGGAAAAAAUCCCGGGCGACUCUCUUGAUUUGACCGAAUUCUGGAGGCUCCCCUUUGCCGAUCGCCAGGCCAUCCGCAAUAAGUUUCGCCAAGUCUAUACGAAGUUUAUGCUGUGCGGGUACAUGCUAUGUAUGGGUGGUCCAUCGAAGAUCAUUUAUGAAAAACCCAGUGGUCAAAUGCACAUCUGCGGAUUCAAACGCGCAUUUCCGUUUGACGAACCUCAAACAUGGGGUGAUACUCAUUACUACCAAUACGGACUCAUCCAACGCUCCAAAUUUCCAUUCUACUUGGAAGAAAAACCACCCAACAAAGCGGAUUGGAUCGAAGAUGUCAACGGCUGGAUAUGGUAA